Alternaria ventricosa is the source of this 1698-nucleotide messenger RNA. RefSeq lists its product as uncharacterized. Gene Ontology annotation, cellular component: membrane. The record is from RefSeq and is a predicted model, not a curated record. The coding region runs from base 1 to 1698 and encodes 565 amino acids. Gene Ontology annotation, biological process: metal ion transport; transmembrane transport. Gene Ontology annotation, molecular function: metal ion transmembrane transporter activity. The transcript is spliced from 2 exons. Lineage: Eukaryota; Fungi; Ascomycota; Dothideomycetes; Pleosporales; Pleosporaceae.
AUGGAUUUCUCCAAAGAUCCUAUCAUGAUGACCCACUCGUUGGCACAAAAUGGACAACGUACCAGUCCUUCUCCCCGUUUCGAAGGAAAGCCUUAUCUGCAAUGUCUCGACACGCUGGAGGAUGCAUUUCCAGCGCUCAAGUCCUUCUUGGAAAAGCUAGCAAAUGAGGGGGAAGCCGGCCGUAAGGCUGUCAGGCAACACUACGAGAAAGAGCACCAACGUACGCCGGGCCGAUGCUAUUGCUUGGAGUUCAAGGCCAAAAGCGUCGUGGAGGUGGAAAAAGGUGGCUUUGAGAGUGCUGCUGCGCUCCGAGAGUACCUCAAGAAGAAGCCAGCCAAUAAGAGUCGUGAGGAGAGACACAAGCGGCUCUUCAUCCUUGAAGAUAUGGAACCGGACUAUGUGGAUGCACUGGGCCACCAUCUAGGCGUCGACCCUCUGGUCUUCAGCGAGCAGAUGAAUACUUGGAAUUUCACGGACUCCUGGUCCAUCCCACAUAGAGGAUUGCCAUCGAUGUCAGUGCCUGGGCAGUCAUUUACUUUGCGCUAUUACGAGCUGCGCACUUUGCUCUAUCCCGAUAAGAUAGACGUUCUGAGCUUGCAGACCUCGUUUGCUGUGAAUCGCCGGAGGUACGAAAGGUGGAAGGAUAUCGACAUACCUUCGUUAGGCAAGCCUGACCGAAGGCAUGCUUUCGUAAGACGGUGUGCGUCGUUCUGGACGUCGCAGAAUUUUCUGCCGGACGGGAAGACAGAUGGUUUGGGAUGGGAUGUUUUCCGGGAGAAGCGGAAUCUUACCAGUGCCAUGGAUGAGAUGGUGUUCUACUGGACCAAGCUUGCUACUCCUGAGUUGAUCCAGGAAACGAACGAGAAAUCGUCCAACGCAGCAUACUACCUCCUGAAACAUGUUGCCCAACACUGGGUCAACCAACUUGAGCUCAUGAACACGACAAUCGCCAGGGGUGAAUGGUUCUCCGAUGACUAUCAAGCCCAGAUCGACGACAACUUGAGUAAACAGAAAUGGAAGGCAGACCUACUGAAGAUCAACGAGAUCGCCAAAGACAUCAACUACAUGCGUCGACACUUGAAUCACUUCUGGCGUGCAAUGUAUCUCAACCUUGAACGUCUAGGCGUGCAAUUGGGCUGCGAAAGUGUCGACGCGAAUGCAUCCCUGGCGAUCCGAGACGCGCAAAAAGACUUCCUUACGAUACACACAAGGAUGCAGCCUUUGCGCGAUCGUGCAGAAGCCUUGAAUUCGGUGUCAAACGAUCUCGCCAACCUUCGCGCGGCAUUCAGAGGGGUCUCAGACGGCGAGUUCGGCCUUCGUCUCAGCUUGUUUGCGUCCAUCGUCUUCCCGCUCACCCUGCUUGCCGGCAUCUUCAGCAUGGGCGACGACUUCCGCCCAGGGCGACCAAAGUUCUGGCAUCUUUGGGCUAUCGGCAUACCCGUUUGCGUAGUGGUCGCACUCGGAUUGGUGUACGGGAGAAGGCCUUGGGCAGUGGCCACCGAUCUUUGGGAGUAUGCAAGAUCAUGGCUCGAGCACUACGGGCUCAUGAAGCCAAAAGAAGAGAAUGCGGCGGAGAAACGGAAGAUUGAAGGUACACAAGUGAAAGAGAGGAGAAAUGGCAAGCAAGGCGGACGAGCGAGUUUAGUGCGAAGGACGGGUUGGAACGUCCGGGACGAAGAACUUGGUGUUGAUGAUUGA